AUGUCCACGGCCACCGCGAUGCAGAGGGUGCUCCUCGCCCUGACAAACUUCAAGUCGCCCAUCCUGCGCGCCGUCGUGCCCUGCGGUGUCGCCGCCGUCGCGCUGCAGGCCCUCGCCGCCGCGCCGUCCGUCGCCGCCCGCUCCGAGCUCUUCUUCGACGUCUCGGGCUCGCUGACGUACCUGGCCGUCGGCGCGCUGAGCCUGUACCUGCCGGCUCUUCGUGCGCGCGCGCUGGCCGCCGCUCAGGGGGCCGCCGUCCUGCCCAAGGUGCCGAGCAUCGCCCAGCUCGCCGCCUCGGCCUGGCGCGGGCACGCCGACACCGUCACCGGCGGCCGCAACUGGCGGCAGCUGGUGCUGGUCGGCCUCACCAUGGUGUGGGCGACGCGAUUGGGAACAUACCUCUUCUCGCGCGUGCUCAGCAGCGGCCACGACUCGCGCUUUGACAAGAUCCGCGACAAGCCCCUGCGCUUCGCCAGCGUCUUUCUGGUGCAGGCCGUCUGGGUCACCAUCCCGAUGCUGCCCGUCGUGGCGCUCGCCGCCGUGCCCGCCGCCGCCCUCCCCGCCGGCCUCGCCGUGACCGACGUCCUGGGCCUGUCGCUCUGGGGCGUCGGCAUGUUCUUCGAGGCCGUCGCCGACUACCAAAAGAGCCAGUGGGCCAAGCAGAAGAAGCGCAAGGAGCACGACGAGGAUUUCCUGACCAGCGGUCUGUUUAGCGUCAGCCGCUUCCCCCACUACUUUGGCGAAAUCUCCAUGUGGACGGGCAUCGCCGCCGCCGCGGCCGGCGUGCUCGCCCGCGCCCCUGCCCAGCGCGCCCUCGGCUGGACCUCGCCCGGCGGCAUCGUCGCCACCACGGCGCUGUGCGGCCUCAGCCCGCUGUUUAGCUGGUUCGUCGUGACGAAACUGUCGGGCGUGCCCAUGAGCGAGAGCAAGUACGACGAGCGCUACGGGCACCGCAAGGACUACCAAAAGUGGCGCAGCGAGACCCCGCGCCUGGUCCCGAAGCUGUGGUGA
Molecule: messenger RNA, 1011 nt
Organism: Cordyceps militaris CM01
Lineage: Eukaryota; Fungi; Ascomycota; Sordariomycetes; Hypocreales; Cordycipitaceae
Exons: 3
Coding region: 1-1011 (336 amino acids)
Biological process (GO): lipid metabolic process
Cellular component (GO): membrane
Molecular function (GO): oxidoreductase activity, acting on the CH-CH group of donors
Source: RefSeq, a predicted model, not a curated record